Molecule: messenger RNA, 1614 nt
Organism: Pestalotiopsis fici W106-1
Lineage: Eukaryota; Fungi; Ascomycota; Sordariomycetes; Amphisphaeriales; Sporocadaceae
Exons: 2
Coding region: 1-1614 (537 amino acids)
Molecular function (GO): protein binding
Source: RefSeq, a predicted model, not a curated record
AUGGACCCAUUAACGACGCUGCCCACGGAGAUUGUCCUGCGGAUCUUAGAGUUUGCAUCGCCAGACAGCUUGGCCAAGCUCACGCGACUCAAUCAGGCCUGGCACGGCUUCAUUGACGCCGACUAUGCGGACGUGAUAUACGCAGCCAAGGUCGAAGAUGAUAUGUCAACAGGGGCAGCAGUACGCGGAGGCGCCGAGCCAGCCGAUGCCUUCCGGGCCGCAACGUCGUUUGCAAAGUACGGCCACGAGACCGCGUCGUGGAAGGAGGCGUGCCGGCGGCGGAUGCAGCUGGCCCGCAACUGGAACGCCUACCGCCCUACCACGACCGAGUCCAUCAUCCACGUGGACGCGCCCGAGCACUUUGUCUGGCGCUUCAAGCCCGACUUUGCGCGGCGGCUCGUCAUCUCCACGAGCCAGGCCGGCGGCGUCUUUGUCACCGACAUGGACACGGGCGCGGCGCUGUGGUCGCUGCAGGGCGACGGCGAGGUGCGCGGCUACGCCCACCUCGAGUACGAGCCCGACACCGGGACGGCCGUGUGGGACCGCUUCGGCAACACCCUCGAGGUCUGGCGGACGGACCUCGCGGGCCUGCCCAGGGGCCAGUUCCGGCAGGUGGAGCUGCUUCACCACGACGCCGAGACGCGCGGGUUUCAACUGUCCUAUUGCACCCUGUGCGUCGUGUCGACCGACGGGCACGGCUUCGUCUAUAAUGUGCCCCCGGGUGAGGAGAAGCCCACUCUGCGCACCCGUCUCGACAUUCCGCAUGGUGCCGUGGGUCAUCUAGACCAAAAUGAGCGUGCAGUCAUGUAUUCCAUGGGCGCCGAGGGGUACCACUUUUAUGAUAAAACGACGGGCGAGUCCUUGGGCCAGCUGCGGCCGCACCAGGUAGACCCGUUUAAAAUGUACCAUGUCAACCAUCCCACAUCGCCGCGCUCUGAUUUUGCCAUGGUCCGUCGUGAGAUUCUAAGACUCGUCCCUUCAGACGACCAAGACCACGCCCCCUUUCCUCCAAGGACGCCACAACAAGACCGUCUAACGCCCUGCCGAAUCAUUCCUGGGGCACUCAGGUCCGGGCAGCCCAUUCCCGCAGCCGUGCACACCCCGCCGAUAUCAGACGACGAGUGGGGCGCCGGCAUGCUCGACGGAAACACCAUGGUCGGAGUUUCCAGGGGCGGCCGCGUCGUGGUGUGCUCCGACUGGGAGCGGGCCCUGCGCAGCGACGCUGAUCUUGCCGCCGUCACGUCCAUUAUUGAGUGCGAGCCGAGCAAUGGCGCAGAAUUCGACCUGGGUGGCUGGCUGUCGAUAAGCGAGACGGCUGGAGGCAAGCGCGUCCUCUUUGAAAUCAGGAACAAGAUUUACAUCUUGACCCUCGAUGCCAAUGCGGCCAUUACCACGGAGGCUCCCGUCUUGGUGGCUACAACGAGUCUGCCUGACCUUGGCGUGCCAGUUAGCUUCAUGGGCGUGUACGAUGAUUGUAUUAUGAGCACCUUUACUAUGGUAAGACCUACAAUGGAAGAUUCUGCGGGUGUGGACGAACAUGGCGAAAUCAUUCCGACCCUGCGAGUCACUCCCACAAAAAUCAUCAGGGUAUUAAGCUUUGCCCCGGAGAGUUGA